ACUGGACUACAUGAUGGAUGGAAGGGAUUUGACAUGCGAUUUGGGAGAGAGAGAACCAGUACCUUUAGUCACCUAAAGUUUAGGGGCAGUUAACACAUCAAAUGGACAAUGGUUUGUGUCCUGCCUUUGGAACCUUACUAGCUGCACUGUGUUUGAAAAAUCAUGGCGGAAAGAGAUCUUUUAGAGCCCAAGGAGGGGGAAAAAGAGGAAGGGAGAUCACCAAGAGAAGAGAGAGAUGUACACCACAUUGAGGAAAGAAUGAGAUCAUGAGCACAUGAAACUGAUGACAAGCAGGAGCUCCACCAGCAGAACUCAGAAGAAAGAGGUAUUCAGAACAAAGAGAGCUGACACCAUCCCGGAAGGGAAAAAAAAAAAUGAACAACUGGUGGUGAAAUGAGUCCAAGCAAGAGAUUACACUUUGCACCACAAAGAAAAAGGUGCUGAAGGUUUAUCAAGAACUCCUUUGUCAAUGAAGGGAAAAACUGAUUGGGAUAUUGACAAACAGAGGUUGUAAUACUCUUCACCAUGCGCAAAGGGGUGCCAAAGGACCCAGAGAUAGCAGACCUGUUCUACAAGGAGGAUCCUGAAGACAUUUUUGUUGGUUUACAUGAAAUUGGACAUGGAAGCUUUGGGGCUGUUUAUUUUGCCACAAAUUCCCACACCAAUGAAGUGGUGGCAAUUAAGAAAAUGUCUUACACUGGAAAACAAACCAAUGAGAAAUGGCAGGAUAUUCUUAAGGAAGUCAAAUUUUUACGUCAGUUGAAGCACCCCAACACCAUUGAAUAUAAAGGCUGCUACUUGAAAGAACAUACUGCCUGGUUGGUGAUGGAAUACUGUUUAGGAUCAGCUUCUGACUUACUAGAAGUCCAUAAGAAACCGCUUCAAGAAGUAGAGAUUGCUGCCAUCGCCCACGGUGCCUUGCAGGGCCUGGCCUACCUGCAUUCUCAUCUGUUGAUUCAUAGGGAUAUUAAAGCUGGAAACAUUCUCCUAACAGAGCCAGGUCAGGUGAAGCUGGCUGAUUUCGGGUCCGCCUCGAUAGCAUCUCCUGCCAACUCCUUUGUGGGGACACCUUAUUGGAUGGCUCCAGAGGUCAUCCUCGCCAUGGAUGAAGGACAGUAUGAUGGGAAGGUGGACGUCUGGUCUCUCGGAAUUACGUGCAUUGAGUUAGCGGAACGGAAGCCCCCCCUUUUCAACAUGAAUGCAAUGAGUGCCUUAUAUCACAUAGCCCAGAAUGACUCCCCGAUGUUACAGUCAAAUGAAUGGACAGACUCCUUUAGGGGAUUUGUUGAUUACUGCUUACAGAAAAUACCUCAGGAAAGGCCAACAUCAGUGGACCUAUUGCGGCAUGACUUUGUACGGCGAGAUCGGCCACUGCGGGUCCUAAUUGACCUCAUACAGAGGACGAAAGAUGCCGUUCGUGAGCUGGACAAUUUACAGUAUCGGAAAAUGAAGAAAAUCCUGUUCCAGGAGACCCGGAAUGGACCCUUGAAUGAGUCACAGGAGGAUGAAGAAGAGAGUGAACAUGGAACAAGCCUGAGCAUAAACAUGGACAGCCUGGGCAGCAAUCACUCCAUCCCGAGCGUGUCUGUGAGCACGGGCAGUCAGAGCAGCAGUGUUAACAGCAUGCAGGAGGUGCUGGAGGAGAGCGGCUCCGACCUGCUCGCACCCCUCGAAGACGACAGCUCCGUUAGUUCCACCCCCUCUGUGCCGCACAAGAAGGAUCAUGUAUUCAUAAGGGAUGAGGUGGGCCACAGGGAUUCCAGGCCUGAUCUGCGGCCUACCCAGUCAGUCCAGAGUCAGGCCCUCCACUACCGGAACCGAGAGCGCUUUGCCACUAUCAAAUCAGCAUCUUUGGUUACACGGCAGAUCCAUGAGCAUGAGCAGGAGAACGAGUUGCGGGAACAGAUGUCAGGAUAUAAGCGGAUGCGGCGCCAGCACCAGAAGCAGCUGAUUGCCCUGGAGAACAAGCUGAAGGCUGAGAUGGACGAGCACCGCCUCAAGCUGCAGAAGGAGGUGGAGACGCACGCCAACAACGCGUCCAUCGAGCUGGAGAAGCUGGCCAAGAAGCAAGUGGCCAUCAUAGAGAAGGAGGCAAAGGCGGCUGCAGCAGAUGAAAGGAAGUUCCAGCAACAGAUCUUGGCUCAGCAGAAGAAAGACUUGACAACUUUCUUAGAAAGUCAGAAGAAGCAAUAUAAGCUUUGCAAGGAAAAAAUAAAGGAGGAGAUGAACGAGGACCACAGCACACCCAAGAAAGAGAAGCAAGAGCGUAUAUCGAAGCAUAAGGAGAAUCUUCAGCACAGCCAGGCCGAAGAGGAAGCCCACCUCCUCACCCAGCAGAGACUGUACUAUGAUAAGCACUGCCGUUCCUUCAAACGGAAAGCCAUGCUCAAAAGGCACGAGAUGGAGCAGCAGAACAUCCGGGAGGAGCUCAAUAAGAAGAGGACGCAGAAGGAGAUGGAGCACGCCAUGCUGAUCCGGCACGACGAGUCGACGCGGGAGCUGGAGUACAGGCAGCUGCACACGCUGCAGAAGCUCCGCAUGGACCUGAUCCGCCUGCAGCACCAGACCGAGCUGGAGAACCAGCUGGAGUACAACAAGAGGCGCGAGCGGGAGCUGCACCGGAAACACGUCAUGGAGCUUCGGCAGCAGCCCAAGAACCUCAAGGCCAUGGAGAUGCAGAUCAAGAAGCAGUUUCAGGACACUUGCAAAGUCCAGACCAAACAGUAUAAAGCACUCAAGAAUCACCAGUUGGAAGUUACUCCAAAGAAUGAGCACAAAACAAUCUUGAAGACACUGAAAGAUGAGCAGACAAGGAAACUGGCCAUUUUGGCAGAACAGUAUGAGCAGAGUAUUAAUGAAAUGAUGGCCUCUCAAGCGUUGAGGCUGGACGAGGCCCAGGAAGCCGAGUGCCAGGCCCUAAGGCUGCAGCUACAGCAGGAGAUGGAGCUGCUCAACGCCUACCAGAGCAAAAUCAAGAUGCAGACGGAGGCCCAGCACGAGCGCGAGCUCCAGAAGCUGGAGCAGAGAGUGUCUCUUCGGAGGGCACAUCUUGAGCAAAAGAUUGAAGAGGAGCUGGCCGCCCUUCAGAAGGAACGCAGUGAGAGGAUCAAGUUUCUGUUGGAAAGACAAGAGCGUGAGAUUGAAACUUUUGACAUGGAGAGCCUUCGAAUGGGAUUUGGGAAUUUGGUUACAUUAGAUUACCCUAAGGAGGACUAUAGAUGAGAUUAAAUUUUUUUGCCAUUUACAAAAAAAAAAAAAAAAAAAACGAAAAAAGAAAAUUAAAAUCCUGCAAAACCACAUUCCCCAUUGGAACGGGCGUCGCUCUCGCUCUCUCUCUCUCUUACUCUUACUGACAUUGUGUCGGACUAGUGCCUGUACAUUCUUACUCCAUCAGGGGCCCCUUCCUCCCCCGUGUCAAGUUUCAGUGCUGGCCACCCCCCGGGCCACUCUUUUAUCCAUAGUACGUCACAGUAUUGAUGUGAUUAUAAAAUGUUUCAGUGAAAACUUUGGAGACAGUUUUAACAAAACCAACCGACCAACAAAUGAUUUUUUUAAAGUGGAUGUAUGUUUCUUUAAAGCAAUCACUCAUUACCACCAAACCUAUGAAAGUCAAGCAAAAAAUAUAUAUAUUUACAUAUAUAUAUAGAUAUAUGAAUAUAUCUAUAUAUAUAAAAUAAUGAAAAAAAAAUUCUAAAUGCCAAGGGGGAGAGAGACACAAUAUCCGCAGCCUUACACCUUAAAUAGCUGCUGCAUUCUUCUUUCUUUCCUUUUCUUUCUUUUCUUUUUCUUUUUCUUUUUUGUUUUUUUUUUUUUCGGGUAUUUAUUCAUCAGGAAUUUAAAAAACAAAGUUUUAUUAAAGAUUGAGAAAUUUGAUACAUUUUACAGAAUCUAAUUGUGAUGUACAUAUCAGUGGUGACAUAUUAAUUACUUUUUUGGGGAUUGGGGUGGGGAGGGGGGGGCGGGCGGGGGGGCGGGGCAGAGAUAUUGUGAUUUUUAAGAACCUGCUGGCAAGGGUUUCGCUUGCCUUCAGCAUAUUCUGAUUGUAUCAUAAUCAUUUUCUGCUGUUGCAGAGAAUGUGAAUACAUUUAAAAAGCUCACAGAUUCCCAGUAGCACAAAUUGGGCUUAAGCAAAUCGUGUAUUUUGUGUAUAGAAGGAAUUUAAGGAGAGGUAUGACUUAUUUUCAUAUUGUAUUUUAACUGUUUCUCUGAUCAAAUUUUUUUACUUCCUCCUCCUCGUCCUCUUCCUCCCCCCCCACCCUUUUCCACUUCAAUAUUUGGAAUCCAACACUGUCUCUCAAACAAAUGACCUUGAUCUUUUUUUCUUUCUAUCUCCUUCCCCCGCCUCCCAUUACCCCCCAAUCCCAUCUCUCGGUCAUAAAUAUUACAUUAUUCACACUUUCAAACUGUGUAUUUUCUUACAAUAAAAAACGGUUUAAAAGAAAUGCUUUACUUCUUUUGCAUGCACUUUAAAAAACAAACAAAAAAACCCUUUUCAGGUUCCAAGGAAGAGCAUGAUAACUGUCAGAGCUUUUAAUUAUAUUUGUAAAUAAAAGUGUUCAUCACAA
Messenger RNA from Antechinus flavipes (yellow-footed antechinus), 4565 nucleotides. It is a transcript of the gene TAOK3, whose product is annotated as TAO kinase 3. Gene Ontology annotation, biological process: execution phase of apoptosis; protein phosphorylation. The coding region runs from base 526 to 3222 and encodes 898 amino acids. Lineage: Eukaryota; Metazoa; Chordata; Mammalia; Dasyuromorphia; Dasyuridae. Gene Ontology annotation, molecular function: ATP binding; protein kinase activity. The transcript is spliced from 23 exons. The record is from RefSeq and is a predicted model, not a curated record.